Messenger RNA from Vombatus ursinus (common wombat), 3217 nucleotides. Its product is annotated as zinc finger protein 501-like. The transcript is spliced from 5 exons. The record is from RefSeq and is a predicted model, not a curated record. The coding region runs from base 126 to 1694 and encodes 522 amino acids. Gene Ontology annotation, molecular function: DNA-binding transcription factor activity, RNA polymerase II-specific; RNA polymerase II cis-regulatory region sequence-specific DNA binding. NCBI's taxonomy places the organism in Eukaryota, Metazoa, Chordata, Mammalia, Diprotodontia, Vombatidae. Gene Ontology annotation, biological process: regulation of transcription by RNA polymerase II.
GCCUCCUUCCCUCGGAGCUCUGGGCCAGCCCCCUGCCUGGGGGUGAAGGCGGGGACGUCUCCCCCGGAUCCUUCUGCCUCCCCUGAAGAGGACCAAGAGCUGGCCCAGGCAGGGAGGCCGAGGGGAUGGCCCCCGGACCCCCGAGAUCCCCAUGGCAGGAGUCACUGACAUUCAAGGAUGUGGCUGUGGACUUCACCCAGGAGGAGUGGGGCCUCUUGGACCAUUCCCAGAAAGAGCUCUACAAGGAGGUGAUGCUGGAGAACUCCCAGAACCUGCUCUCCCUGGGAAUUCCACUUCUCAGAGAAGAUUUGAUCUCCCCGUUGGAGGAAAGGGAAGCAUCACGGAUCCUGGAUCGGAAAGGCCCAAGGAAGUCCUGUCCUGAUGCAAGGACCAGGUUUCACGUGGAGACACUUGCAAAACUGAACAUCUCUGUGGAAGAAUCUCACCAGCCAAGAUUCGUGAGUGACGUCAAUUUGAGAGAAAUUUGUGACUCUGAUAUCAAGAAUGAGAAAAAUCAAAAUGGUAACUGUGAAUUUGAUAAAGAUGCAAAGAGUUUCAGACAACAUUCAGUCCCAAUUCAGUGUAAGGAAAUGACUUCAGAAAAUGACUAUUUUCAGUAUAGUGAAGACAGGGAAUGCUUAACUCAAAAGGCUGGGCUUAUUCAGUCUUAUUCAAAGCCUCCUCAAGUGCAGAUGUGUCAAGAUUUUCAACAGGAAAUGACAUUCAACCUCAUUAGACAUCAGAAAAGUUAUACUAGAGAAAUGCUUUAUAUAUGUAAUGAAGGUGGAAAGGCCUUUAGCCAGAACUCAAAGUUCAUUGACCGUCAUAAAAUUCACACUGCACGAAAACCUUAUAAAUGUAAUCAAUGUGGAAAGGCAUUCACACAGAAUUCCAAACUGAUUCAACAUCAGAGAAUCCACACUGGAGAAAAACCUUAUGAAUGUAAUAAAUGUGGAAAGGCUUUCCGAGAAAACUGCAGUCUUGCUAUACAUCAGAGAAUCCACACUGGGGAGAAACCUUAUAAAUGUAAUCAAUGUGGAAAAACUUUCACACAGUACGCUAGUCUUUUUAAACAUCAGAGAAUCCACACUGGAGAGAAACCUUAUAAAUGUAAUCAAUGUGGAAAAGCUUUCCGAGAAAACUCCAAUCUUCUUGUACAUCAGAGAAUACACACUGGAGAGAAAAUUUAUGAAUGCAGUCAAUGUGGAAAGACUUUCACAAAAAAGUCCACUCUUGCUAACCAUCUGAGAAUCCACACUGGAGAGAAACCUUUUAAAUGUAAUCAAUGUGGAAAGGCUUUAGCAGAUAAACCCCAUCUUGCUAACCAUCUGAGAAUCCACACUGGAGAGAAACCUUACACAUGUAAUCAAUGUGGAAAGGCUUUCCGACACAAUUCCAGUCUUGCUGUACAUCACAGAAUCCACACUGGAGAGAAACCUUACACAUGUAAUCAGUGUGGAAAGGCUUUCACUCAGAAGGCCCAUCUUUUGACACAUCAGAGAAUCCACACUGGAGAGAAACCUUAUGAAUGUAAUCAAUGUGUAAAGACAUUCAGAACAAGAUCCAGUAUUAAUGAACACCAGAGAAUUCACACUGGAGAGAAACCUUAUAAAUGCACUCAAUGUGGAAAGACUUUCAGACAGAGCUCUAGUCUUUAUCUUCAUCAGAGAAUCCACACAGGAGAAAAAACUUAAGAUUGUAAUCAGUGUGAAGUGGCCUAUUUAGAUAGGGUGUGAUUUGCUAACCACCUGAGAAUCCACACUAGAGAGAAACCUUAAGAAUGUAAUCAAAGUGGAAAGGGUUUUUUUUUUUUGACAGAACUCCAGUGUUGCUGUAUAUCAGAGAAGUCACAUUGGAGAAAAACCUUAUAAAUGAAAUCAGUGUGGAAAGAUUUUCAGAUGGAGGGCCUCUCUUGCUCAACAUCAGAAAAUCCACACUGGAGAGAAACCUUAUAUAUAUAAUCAGUGUGAAAAAGCCUUCAAGUAACAGUCAUCCCUUAUUUCCCAUCAGAGAAUUCAUACUAGAUAGAAAUUUCAUCACUAACGAUUGAGGAAAGGCAGUCAAAUUCAUUCUGGAGAGAUGCUCUAUGUGGACUCAAUAGAGGAAGGCCUUCAACCAGAGAUCGUCUCUUACUUUACAUCAGAGGAUUCGUGGUGGAGAAAAGCCUUACAGAUUUCCUCAAUGGAAACACGAUUUUCUGUGGAAGAGGUAGAUGACUAGACAUCAGAAUAUUCAUAUGGGAACACUUACAAAAGCAAUGCCUUUUCUCAAUGUCAGGGUGUGUAUGUGGAGCUCAUACUUGAUUAUAUAUUGGAGAAAUGAUGGUGGAGAUAAAACUUAUGGGUCCAAGUAAUGAGGGAAGGCUUCUUGCUGCAGUUUAGACUUGGCUAUAUAUUCCAUAUUUCAUACUGAUGAAAAAGUCCCAUAAAUAUAGUGAAUAUUUCUUUGAAAUCCUAAUGUUUGUUAUUAUUCUUUAAUAAUAUUCCAUAGCAUCCAUAUGCCAUAAUUUCUAUUCAUUAAUUGAUCAAUACUUUGUUUCCUGUUCUUUUAGUGACACUAAGUGUCAUGGUAUAAAUAUUUUUGUAUCUGUUGGACAUUUAUUUCUAUAAUCGUUUUUUUAAUCAACAAGGUAGCACAGUGGAUAGUUUCCUCUGCAUGGAGCCAUACGACGAGCUCAAAUUCAAUCUCUAAUACUUAGUAAUUGUGUGACCUUGGCCAAGUCACUUAACCUAUUCCUGCCUGGUUUUUCCCCAUCUAUAGAACGGGGAUAAUAAUAGCAACUACCUCCUAGGGUUGAUAUGAGGAAUAAAUGAGAUAAUUGUAGAAAAGCUUUGUAAGUGUUACGUUACAAUGGAAAAGCUAGUUAUUGUUAUUUAUUUCAUGGGCUAUAAGUCUCAGAGUUAGUAUACUAAAGUGGACAGUUUAAUCACUUUUCAUUCAAAUUCAUUUUCAGAAAAGGAUAGAGGAAGGCGCUACUGUAACAGAGGGCAUUGGGUUUAGAAUCAGGAAAAUGGAUUCAAAUUCUGCCUCAAAUGCUCUCUAGCUUGUAUUUCUGGGGAACAAUUUAAAAACAAACUUGAGAAAUUGAAUGAAUAAGGUAUAUAACAUUAAAAAAAAGUUGAGUAUAAUAACCCUAGGUUCAAUAAAUCUAAGGACCCCAACUCUGGGGCUAGAAUUUACUAAUCACUACAAAAUACUAGAAAAAUUGGAAGCAAUC